Messenger RNA from Dovyalis caffra, 2421 nucleotides. Lineage: Eukaryota; Viridiplantae; Streptophyta; Magnoliopsida; Malpighiales; Salicaceae. The record is from the annotation of a GenBank genome assembly.
AUGAGUUCCGACUCAACCCAGCGUGUCUUCCAACUCAAAGUCGACCCGCUCACCGGUAAUUCUGAAUGGUUCAUCAUCGAAGACGGAAACAGAGAAGAAGAUGAAGCUUUCAAGAGUUCCAGCAAUGAUCUUCUAGCCACGACGUCGUAUUUGGACAUGCUUAACGACGAAACAAGAAACAGAGCAUUCCGUGAAGCCAUUGACAAGACCAUAAAGAAACCGUGCCACGUCUUAGACAUCGGAGCUGGGACGGGGCUGCUGUCAAUGAUGACAGCAAGAGCAAUGGGUGUAGGUGACUCAAUGCCAUGUGAUGAUAGCAAGAAGGGGAUGGUAACAGCGUGUGAGUCAUACCUUCCAAUGUUGAAAUUAAUGAGAAAAGUAUUGCACCUGAAUGGUAUGGGAAAGAAUAUAAAGAUUUUUAACAAACGCUCGGAUGAACUCCAAGUUGGUGUGGAUAUUCCUUCACGGGCAGAUGUUCUUGUUAGUGAGAUACUAGACUCAGAGUUAUUGGGUGAAGGGGUUAUACCGACUCUACAACAUGCACAUGAUAUGCUGCUGGUGGACAAUCCACUGACUGUGCCAUAUCGAGCUACGACUUAUGGCCAGUUGGUUGAAAGUACAUUCCUGUGGAAGCUGCAUGAUCUUUCUAAUAAUGAAGAAGAAGCAGCGGACAGCAUUCGUCUUGUUCCAACUGGCUUGGACACAAUUUCAUGUGUCAAAGCACAACAACAUCCCAUGCAUUGUGAUGCAAUAUCAAAAGAAAUAAAUCUGCUGUCAGAACCCUUCAAAAUUUUUGAAUUUGACUUUUGGAAACGGCCAGACAGCCGAGGGGACUCCAAAUUGCUCAUCAAGGCGACUAAUGAUGGUCGAGUUCAUGCUGUAGUAUCAUGGUGGGUUCUUCAGCUUGAUCCUGAAGGGACAAUCUUUUAUUCCACUGCUCCUAGAUGGACAACUUCACCAAUGAACACAGGUACUAGCAACUGGUGUGACCACUGGAAACAAUGUGUGUGGUUCAUUCCAGGGAAAGGUAUACCUGUAUCCAAGGGUGAAGAGGUUCAUUUGCAUGCUGUUCAUAUUGAUACGAGUGUCUCAUAUAAUCUUACAACCCAAACCACCGAGAUUAGGGAAUAUGAUUACAGUGCUGGAGAUUCUCUCCUCACAUUGUCUCCUGAAAGAAUUGCAAUCUAUGGAGACAGAAAAUGGAGGUCUUGCAUGUUAAUGGCUUUGAGAAAUUUGGAAAGAGUUCACUCACUAUGUGUUGUUGCUGAUGAUAGUGUGUUCUUAUCACUUCUUGUAACACAUCUGUCGAAAACAUCAGAUGUGAUAUCACUGUUUCCCGGGCUGCAGGAGAGGGGUGCACAGUAUUUGCAGGCAGUUGCUGAUGCUAAUGGCUUCACAGCAGAUCGUAUAGAAGUUUUCCAAAAGAAGAAAUACUUGACUCUGGAUGAUACUAAGCAAAAGAAGGUUGAUCUAUUGAUUGGAGAACCAUACUACUAUGGAAAUGAUGGGAUGCUUCCAUGGCAAAGUCUGCGGUUUUGGUAUACUAUAAUAUGCAGCAUUUCAUUAGUGGGACAAAUAUGUUAUUCUAUCAGUCUACGUCAUCGAUCAAAGUACUUAUAUGAUGCCCUUUUUCUUGUCAUGGAUUCGGAUUUUAGGAAGGAAAGGACUAAGCUUAACUGUGUCCUUGCUGAAGAUGCGGUAGUAAUGCCUUGUAAAGCAAUACUGAAGGCUUGUGCAAUGUCCCUUCCUGAUCUUUGGAAAAGUCGUUGCUGUUUAAGCAAGAUAGAAGACUUUGACCAUUCAAUUGUAAAUAACACCUUAGGAGCCUGUGGUGACUUACCUGCAUCACAAGAUGGUCCACUUCUGCCUUUCUUUAUAUGGCAGUGUGGGAAGAUUAAGGUAGCUGAUAUGCAUAAAUUUAUGCCUACAAGAACAUUGUGUUCUUUUCCAGAAUACUUUAACACCAUUGUUAUUGAUGUGAUUCUAUUGGAAUUGUUUAGGAACUCAGUGAGACAUUUACAAUCAUGGAAUUUGAUUUCUCUAAAUCUAUUGGUCCAUGCUAUGGAAAAGCCCAGGUGGUCUCCACAGGUUGAAUUUACUGAGCAAGGGAUAUGCCAUGGAUUUGUGCUAUGGAUUGAUUGGGUGAUGGAUGCGAAGAAUUUUGUUGUGCUAACUACAGGACCAGAUGAGAGAUACUGGAAGCAAGGAGUGAAGCUUCUGUCACAACCUGUGGCAGUUGGAGGCCGUGGAUCCAGCACGGGUGAUUGCCGUUCAACACUAAUUGAAGCAUCUUUUGAUCCAUCAAGUGAAGCACUUGUGAAGCGUGAACGCACGUAUAGUACUCGUGAUAGGUUUUAUGUUUACAUGAGUGAAGUACUAGCGAUGCAUUGUGGGAGGAAUACCGAUGGAGGGAGGGAUUGA